CUGUUCCUGCCCUUGGCGAAGACGUGAGCUCGCCUCCUCAAAGCGCCUCCCUCGGCAAGGAUCGUGUUGUGUGCGCACGACCGGGAGCUACGAGCAACACGAUGAGCUUCGGAAUGGAGCAGGCCCGCGAGAAGCUGCGACAGGCAACCGCUGUCUGCGCGUCUGUGGAAACAGGAUACUGGCAGCACCGCAGCGGCAUCAAUGGCAAGAGCGCAGCGACGUUUUCGCAGUACAGGGAGCGGUUGGUUGAGGAGAAACACGCGCUUACCGGAGAGGUUUUGAGCCACCUCGGGCUGCAGUGGGUUGCCCCCUCCCACGGAGCGUCGCCAAGCCGUUCUGCCGCUUCAACAGCAGGCGAGCCGCCCGCCGCUGGCAAGUUGUUGCUCCCGCGGCCCCCGUUCCCUCGACCGGCGGCAGUCGACAAUCGCUUCCAGCGGGCGAGCGUGCCGCCCCUCGCCGCCGCGGGCGGGCGCUCCUCGCGUGUAGUCGACGAGGAGCAAAAGGAACGCUCGCGUGAGGCCGGCAGCGCCCAGCGAGAGCCGUCGUCUCGAGGGGUUUGGGUGGAGGAGGACCAGUUUUCUCCCAGGAUGCGGCCUGCCUACGAAAACAACGAGAAAGACGCGCAGGAGCAAGUAAUUGUCUCUGCUGCUGAGCGAGGAUACGAGGCAGCUUCCACGCCGCCGCCGACCGCCCAGCAGCAGCAACAACAGCGGCAAGAGCAGCGACAGCAGCCCAAGGACCACCUCCAACACCCCGAUCUCGCGACGCAGUACGGCGAUAGCAGCGGCGCCACCGCGGAUCUGGGAGGCCGCAGCCGCCUUUGGAACACGGAGAACGAGGUGCCCAGUCCUGCUGCUGCCGUUACACCCGCCGCUGCUGGCCGCGGCAGCGAUGGCGUCGUCGGCGAUAAUGGUGCUCUGGUCUCCCCGCCGCGCCAACAACGCCACCUUCCCCCCACCGCCACGGAGCAACAGCAGCAGCAGCAGCAGUCCGCAUGGGGGAAGCUCAAGAAGCUGGACCACCAUCACCACCACCCGCGCGAGAUAUCGCCGUCGCUGGUGUCCACGCUGCCGGCGGUGCUGGUGGAGACUGGCCCGCUCCCGCCGCUGACCGGCACCGCCGCUGCGGACGGCGGCGGCGGCGGCGGCGCCCCCCUGCCGUACAAGCGUACCAGGAAGACGUCGGCCGAAGAGCACCAGGACUUCAUGAACGCCGCUGGCAGCGCCGCCGUGACGACGGGCGUCGGGCCUUACCGCCCGUUUCUCGGGUCCCCUGAGAUGGCGGCGGUGGCGGUCUCCGAGGCGAGCUCGCGGGGCUCGUUCUCGUCGACGGGCUCCUCUCCCGCGCUGCAGCACAACCACCACGGCUUCUACCCGGCAACGGCGGCGGGCGGCGACUUCCCUGCCUCUUCUGCCGCCGCGGACCCUGAUCACAUCCCCUUCCGCCGCGUGUCUAUAACGUCCACGACCUCUCACGACUGGGAGCAGCAGCACGAGAUGCGGCAGCCGCGCGCCGGCGACGUGGACGGCGGAGGCGCCGGCGGCGGUGGCGCUGCCGCCGACCGCGAGGACGCCGCCGCCGCCGUGCGGGUGCUGGGCUUGCGCAACGGGCACGCCUCGGCCGCGGCGGCGGCAGCGGUGGCGGCCACGGAGCCGUCGACGUCAUCGGACGCGGUGGUGGUGGGGUCGAAGAGGUUUCGCGAUUCCUUCGAGGAAAUUCAAUCGCCACUGCCGCUGCAGAUGUCGCUGCCGCCGGCGGUGAAGAUCGUUCGCCCGGGCGGCGGCGCGGUGGGCCCCCCCACCACCAUGACGAGGCACGGCAGGGGCGGCGUCGCCCCCAACGGCACCGCCGGCGGUGGCGGCCGACGCCCCUCUACGGGGAUGCGCCAGCGGGUGGACAGGAGCAAGGAGACCGGGACUACAGUCGCGCCCAAGGGCGCGCAGGCUUGCAGGGACGUCGGGUGCCACCGCCGCCCCAUCUACGCCUUCAAGGGUGACACGAAGGCUCUGUGCUGCCCGAUCCACCGGUCCGCAGAGAUGGUGAACGUGAGGCAUCCUCUGUGCCGUCACGAGUCGUGCUUUCGCCAGCCGAGUUUUGGGAUGGAGGGUGACCAAAGGGCUUCCUUCUGUUCCGAGCAUAAGCUCCCGAAGAUGAUAAACGUCUCCAGCCGUCGUUGCCAAGCCACCGGCUGCCUUCGCCACCCGAACUUCGGCUUCCAGGGCGACCGCAGGGCGACCUUCUGCUGCCGGCACAAGGCGACGGGCAUGAUCGACGUCGUGAGCAGGCGCUGCCAACACCCGGGGUGCGUGCGGCGGCCUCUGUACGCCAUGGCCGGCCAGCGCGCCAUGUUCUGCAGGACUCACAAGGACCCCGGCCACACCGACGUUGUCAGCAGGCGCUGCAACUUCGAGGGCGGCUGCGACCGCCACCCAAGCUUCGGCUGGAAGCAGGGCGACGGCAAGGCCAGGCGCUGCGCCCACCACCGCCUGGAGGGGAUGGAGAGCGUCAAGGUCAACAACCGUCGUGGCAGUGCUGCCGCCGCAGCCGCCGCAGCCGCUGCCGCCGCCGCAACCGCCCCGACACUGGCGCAAGCUUGGUAGAGCGGGAUCGAUUGGCGACAACGGUAGUUCCACCGGCGGCGUGCUCGGUAAUGUUUUGUUGACAGGAGUGGUGACGCUACACGGCAGACACCAACGAUGAUUCGCAUGUUGAGACAUGGAUGAGUCACCUUACCCUUCGGCACAGGACCGCGCGUAUGCGUGAGGACAGGUAGCUCAUGGCUUGUAUUAGGGUAGCGGUAGAGCCCGUGAUUUGGCAUGAUGAUGUGUCGCAGGUGGUUGCGGUUCGGGGAGCUGUAGCGAGGCGGCCCAAUAGUCUCUUGAGAAAAAUGAAGACAAUGCAACAGCGCGUAUUCAAAGGCUUUGUUUCUUGUGGGAGGGGGGUUGGAUUUCGUGGGCGAUCCCCGUGGUUGUUUUCGGCAGGUGGUCAUGAAAUCGCACCAUGUGAUUGUAGAGCUUGUUUUGUUGUUGUCGUGGUAGGAGAUGCGCAACUCCCUUUUUAUUUUUGUUUCUUGGGAUGGCUUUACGAACUGGCACCAUGUGUUGGGGAGCGUUUUUCUUUUUCUGCGGGAGAAGGACCGUGACCCCUAUUUUUUUAUGUUUUUCUUUUCUGCUGGGAGAAACAUACGCCGACGCGUACAGCGCACGGCGAAGAACAUGUGUGUGGUACAUGUUGAUGCAUCUACCUUUUUGUAAUUUCAUGGUUGACCUUUUGCAGUGUCCUUUUCGUUGUUUUUGCCGUUGUGGACGAGUGCAACAUAUACUGGCAAAAACUUUUUUUUUUUUAAGAUGAAUGUCUCGUGUAGAAGUGUAGCUGAGGCGGGGGCAUCUCCCCCUCUUGUUGUCGCGCUAGCACAAGUACAGAUAUCGUGCGGUACGAGAGAGGGAGAAGGAGAGAGAGGGGUGAUCAACCGGUUCAUAAGUUGUUCGUGGGUAAAAGGAGUUCUAUCAGUCACUGCUUGGUGCGCCACGGACCUAGACUUUUUAAAGGAUGGGGGGGAGGUAAAUCAAUCGUGUUGUCUUGUACGUAAGCUUUUUUUUUUUACGAAUGUCGUGUUCCAGUUGGCUGUAAAGCGCCUCGCGUCCUAACAAUGUAUAAGCCUGUGGCGUGGGUCGAACGGUGUGCGACGUUCUUCCGUGUUCAUGCGUUUCCCUCGAUCACCAACGGAAGGCUGGGAGCCGGAUUGACGGCGUUCUUUGUGGUUUGGUGGGAGGGGGGCAGCGUGCUUGCGAGGGUUGUUGCGCCGCGGGAGAGUGGGGAAGAGAAAGUGAGAAGAUGAUCUGAAACGAAAGUGGCGGUCGACGUUUCGCUACAAAUUGCUUUGGACGUUGUGACCGUAACUUGAUCUCAACUGCCCGCUUGCCUGCCUGCCUGCCUGCCUGCCUGCCUGGUCUUCUUUUAGGCACCGGGACCGAUGGUCUGUUUCUUGUUCUUCGUCUCCCGACUGUGCUGUUUUUUUGUAUCAUAGUUUAGUUUCGGAGGUUGGUUGGGUGUGUUUUGCGCACUACAGCAGCAGUACUGCCAUACUUGGAUACUUGAAUCCUCCGCCUUUCCUCUGAUGUUUGUCUUGUGUUAUUUGGUUCGUGUCCCGAUGCAAUUGCCUUUUCUUUGUUUAGUUUCAUGUUGUUUGUCUUGGGUGCUUGUUAGGCGUGUGCAAGAGAGAAUAGGUGAUGGGUAUAAGGUAACCGGUUUGGUUCUUGUCAUGUACAUCGCGGGGAGCACUGGCGGACGUGUCCCCGCUAUCAUCGUGCCGCAUAAGCUUUUGUGUGUCUCCCGUCGUUCGUGUGCCGUCCCUGAGCGCUCGGGCAAGUGCGCAGGGGGUGUAUGCUUGUCACGGACAACGAUGUUACGGUUGGGGAGAGGCUGUUUUCUUUGGGCUGAAGCUAUAUUUCCAGCAAGUGCAAAAAAAAAGGCAUAUACUACUACCACGUGUAGUGUGUUCGUCGUUUUGCAAAAUGUAUGACGCGUGUGUCUUUUUUUCUUAAUUUAGCAUAUCGACUGACCGCGAUUGAAAAAACCGGCUGACCUAUGAAAAGACAGACGUCGUCGGUAAUGCGUGUGUUUUGUUCCUUGUGGUAGGUACACCCGGCUGGCCUCAUCAUCAUCUUCACCGCUCUCGUGCAGGGCGGUGUAGUUGUCCUGUGUGUUUGGGACGUUUUACGGGUGGGUCGUACGCGUGAGAAUCAAUGUGUAGGCGCUUCCUUUUUUCCCAUUUGGUCUCUUGUCUAUUGUUCCAUAAUCGAGUCGUUGAGAUCCCGUUGGUCCCACCCCUCCUCACGUUUAAUCAGGGAAUGACUAGUGGAUGGCUGUGUUGUCGAGACUUUGCGCAGAACGCGGAAGUAGUGUGUUCGUUGUUUCUUGUCGUUCUAGUCGAGGUGUUGCUGUCGGGCGGGUAAAGUCACCCAUGCCCCCGUUGUUUUCAGUGAUGUGGUGUGUAUAUAUGUGCUGGAGCCGUUUUUUUGGAGGGGGGCUGAGGCCCUCCCAAUCUAUAGCAUUCGGUUCAAUUUUUAUUCCGAGGGAUGUUGAUUUAACCUGCGGCCGUUCUUCAUAUUUGACGCACAUUAAGUUUUAGCGUAGUAGGCAAAAAAAGUGUCAAGAACCGUUUUUCCAUGGUUUCUUUUCUUUGGUUCCACACCCGACAAUGAUAGCAUCAUGGGACUGUAUGCAGUAGGUAAAUAGGUGGUGUUUUAUCCUACCGCCGUCAUUAUUCGUCUAGGUUACAUGUACCAGAUCAUAUAAAUGGAAUCAGGAUAAUGUCGUGGAGCAUCUUAGUAAGCGUACUACGUACGGCGUUUGGAAGCAGGCUUUGGGAGAUGAGAUUGUCGUAGCCUUUGCGCUGCCUCCCAAAAUACAGGGAAGACCGACCGACCUUCGUGUGCAGGAGGUGUUUCCAGCGUGCUUUCUCUCACGGAGUUUUCCCCAGCGAUGUUGUAUGUGAUUUUAGCCCUACCCACGUAUGUAUGUAUGUGGAGGUGGGUCUUGUGCGUGAUGAGGCAUAUUUCUGGUCGUCCCCGAGGUUUUUCCCGCUCGGAGAUUGUGUGCUUGUCAUGUCUAGACUCGGCUUUGCAGGUCGGCGUGUCGGGCUGUUGUCAUAAUAAGAACACGCGUUUGGUUGUAGAGCAAGGUUGCGAUUUGCAUGUGCGUUUCGUGUUCCGCACCCCCUCGCGUAAAUUAGUCGUAUCAAUUUGAGGGGGAGGGGAGGGGGGUGAUAAACAAGAGAAAACAUUCUUAUUUUGUCGAAGAGAACGGUUUCAGCGGGGGAUUCGGUGGAUGGAUGCACAUGGAACAGCGUUGAGCGCCUCGUGACGCCCCAAACAAUAGACAGUG
Messenger RNA from Ectocarpus sp. CCAP 1310/34, 5886 nucleotides. The record is from the annotation of a GenBank genome assembly. Lineage: Eukaryota; Phaeophyceae; Ectocarpales; Ectocarpaceae.